UCGUGCACCUGUGGAGAAAUAACCGCGUGCGUGUAGUUCACAGUUCGCCCCCUCGUUGAGAUAUCAUAACUUGUCAACAAGCUGGAAAGACGAAACAGGCCAGCGUUCCAAGCAAAGACAGAGAGUGUGGCUUUGAAGAUGAAUAUUCAACGAGGAUUGUUUUUGGUAAUAAUCAUCAUCAUCACCGCCGGCUCCGUCUGCGUUGAGUGCGGGAUGAGGCAUCAGUACGAAAAGCUGGGCUCAACAGUGAAGCUCACCUGUGGAAUUCCUGAAGGGCACGAAGAACCUUUGGUGUGGAAGCACGAUGGACAGACCUGGACAACACCAACAACACCAGUGCCGGCAUUGUCAUCAUCAGCUGGAUACGACGUUGACGAUGGCGGUUACAGUGGCGUAUCGUCGUCCACCGAUUACGAUGAUGACGAAUACGAUGAAUAUGAUGGCGACGAGAUGGAGGUUCUCACCCUGAGAAAUGUUAACGUGUCCAGCCGUGGAAUCUACAGCUGUCAUACGUCACCUACGACAGAGCCACUCGAUGAGAUUGCACUCCUGCUGGGACACCCUCCAACGAAGCCGGCCAUCACGUGCCGCUCCUUUGACUACCCGGAGAGCUUCGAAUGCGAGUGGCGAGCGGGCAGGGACACGUUCCUCAACACUUCCUACAGCGCCUCUUACACGAAUCCACGGGAUGUCGAGCUGCGCGCGUGUCCUGCAACGGGGCCCAUGUCCUGCCGUGUGCAUCAGUUGGUGAUGUUCUCUGCGAACGAAUAUGGUGUGGAAGUGGUGGCCACGAAUGUCCUGGGAUCAGCCCGUGGCGUCGUCUUCUUCAAUAUACUGGACAUCAUUGUUCCAGACCCCCCGGAGAACAUCACGGCCCAAAGGACAUGCGCGUCCGUGAUCCGCGUGGUGUGGCAAAAGCCUCACAGGUGGACGAAGGACGGAGCCUUCUUUCUCAUGUACAAGCUCAAGAUCAGCACAUCGGCUGCGCCGGGCAUUGAAAUCGAUGUCCCCGAGGAGGACAUCAAGCUGGUGACCUGCGACCCCGCACCCACGCUGCUCUACGACCUGCCGGACUCGCGGCUCGGCACGGAAUAUCACGUGCAGAUGGCCGCCUUCGAAGGACUUGGCGAUGGCUCGCAGAGCGAGUGGAGUGAACCCGUGCCCGUCUCACCGGUCACAGGUUCAUCCUGUCCGGUAACAGGAACUCCUACACCAACUCCCAAGACUCAAUCGCUGAGAUACCGAGACAGUUUGAUGUGUGCAUACGAGGAGGAAGCGGAGGAUAUCGCGACAACCACGGAAGAAACCACCACCACCACCAGCACCACCACCAGCAGCAGCAGCGUAGCCGACAUGGCCCAGCCCACAGGAGACGGAGGUGAGCACCCAGCACUUUCCUGCAUUCUGAUCGCUCCGCUGAGCAUCUUACUGCUGAGAUAGACGCUCACAACCAUUCCGCCUGCCGGUCAACGCCCUUGGAGACGGGGCAUAUGGGAGUGA
This is a messenger RNA of Lethenteron reissneri (Far Eastern brook lamprey), 1500 nucleotides long. RefSeq names its product ciliary neurotrophic factor receptor subunit alpha-like. Lineage: Eukaryota; Metazoa; Chordata; Hyperoartia; Petromyzontiformes; Petromyzontidae. The record is from RefSeq and is a predicted model, not a curated record. Gene Ontology annotation, molecular function: protein binding.